CCUGCGCGCGGGCGCUUCCGCAGGAAGAAGGAAGCGGCGCCACUGUCGCCUCCUGGAGUUCCCUUCCCACCUCCCUAGUCCGCCGGCCGCCACCAUGUCCGCCUCCGCUGUCUUCAUCCUCGACGUUAAGGGCAAGCCCUUGAUCAGCCGCAACUACAAGGGCGACGUGGCCAUGAGCGAGAUCGAGCACUUCAUGCCUUUGCUUAUGCAGCGGGAGGAGGAGGGUGCCCUGGCCCCACUGCUGAGCCAUGGCCGGGUCCACUUCUUGUGGAUCAAAUACAGCAACCUCUACUUGGUGGCCACCACCCUGAAGAAUGCCAACGCCUCUCUUGUGUACUCCUUCCUGUACAAGACAGUGGAGGUAUUCUCUGAAUACUUCAAGGAGCUGGAGGAGGAGAGCAUCAGAGACAACUUUGUUAUCAUCUACGAGCUGCUGGAUGAGCUCAUGGACUUUGGCUUCCCCCAGACCACCGACAGCAAAAUCCUGCAGGAGUACAUCACGCAGCAGGGCAACAAGCUGGAGACUGGCAAGUCGCGUGUGCCGCCCACUGUCACCAAUGCUGUGUCCUGGCGCUCAGAGGGCAUAAAGUACAAGAAGAACGAGGUCUUCAUCGAUGUCAUAGAGUCAGUCAACCUACUGGUGAGCCCCCACACCCAGCCCGUCACAGCCCCGGGCCUUGGGAGGGGGGCCCUAGGUCUGUUGACCCCCCCCCCAUGUGUGCCUCUUCAGGUCAACGCCAAUGGCAGUGUCCUGCUGAGUGAGAUCGUGGGCACCAUUAAGCUCAAGGUGUUUCUGUCGGGAAUGCCUGAGCUGCGGCUGGGCCUCAACGACCGCGUGCUCUUUGAGCUCACUGGCCGGAGCAAGAACAAGUCCGUGGAACUAGAGGAUGUGAAGUUCCACCAGUGUGUGCGGCUCUCUCGCUUUGACAAUGACCGCACCAUCUCCUUCAUCCCACCCGAUGGUGACUUCGAGCUCAUGUCCUACCGACUCAGCACUCAGGUCAAGCCGCUGAUCUGGAUUGAAUCUGUAAUUGAGAAAUUCUCCCACAGCCGCGUGGAGAUCAUGGUCAAGGCCAAGGGGCAGUUUAAGAAGCAGUCGGUUGCCAACAGUGUGGAGAUAUCUGUGCCCGUUCCCAGCGAUGCUGACUCCCCACGCUUCAAAACCAGCGUGGGCAGUGCCAAGUACGUGCCAGAGAAGAAUGUUGUUAUCUGGAGCAUCAAGUCUUUCCCGGGAGGCAAGGAGUACCUGAUGCGUGCCCACUUUGGCCUCCCCAGCGUGGAGAAGGAGGAAGUGGAGGGCCGGCCCCCCAUCGGGGUCAAGUUUGAGAUCCCCUACUUCACUGUCUCCGGGAUCCAGGUCCGAUAUAUGAAGAUCAUCGAGAAGAGUGGUUAUCAGGCCCUGCCCUGGGUCCGCUAUAUUACCCAGAGUGGCGAUUAUCAACUUCGUACCAGUUAGAAGGGAGAAGAGGUGGGGGCUUGACCGUGGGCCACCCUCUCCCCAGGCCCCCGACUGAAGACUCUAUAAGAGGGAGGCAGGAUGGCGUGCAUGUCUGUGUGUGUGAGGGCAGUGUCUGAAUUGGUAGUUUCCUGCUCUCAGCACCAGGCUGGCUCCCAGCCUUUUCUUUUACACAUAGGCUGGGAGGGGUGGUUUCCCUGUCUCCAGGCUCCUGCCCCUCCCCACCUCCAAUUUUAUAUGAAGAAAUAGAAGAGGGGCUUGAAGUCCCCCUCGUGAGUGCCUUCUUGCAGUGACCUGCCUUAGGAGGUGGGGGGAGGGUGCCCCUCCUCCACAAUUGCUGAGCCCAGAGGCCCCGCUGACCCAUUCUGAGUUUUAGGAUGGCAUUAAAAAAAAUUAAUCUA
Messenger RNA from Phacochoerus africanus (Common warthog), 1857 nucleotides. RefSeq names its product adaptor related protein complex 1 subunit mu 2 (gene AP1M2). Lineage: Eukaryota; Metazoa; Chordata; Mammalia; Artiodactyla; Suidae. The transcript has 11 exons. Gene Ontology annotation, cellular component: clathrin-coated vesicle; clathrin adaptor complex. The record is from RefSeq and is a predicted model, not a curated record. The coding region runs from base 95 to 1456 and encodes 453 amino acids. Gene Ontology annotation, biological process: intracellular protein transport; vesicle-mediated transport. Gene Ontology annotation, molecular function: clathrin-cargo adaptor activity.